Choloepus didactylus (southern two-toed sloth) is the source of this 5599-nucleotide messenger RNA. RefSeq names its product kinesin family member 20B (gene KIF20B). NCBI's taxonomy places the organism in Eukaryota, Metazoa, Chordata, Mammalia, Pilosa, Megalonychidae. The record is from RefSeq and is a predicted model, not a curated record. Bases 74 to 5410 code for a protein of 1778 amino acids. Gene Ontology annotation, molecular function: plus-end-directed microtubule motor activity; microtubule binding; ATP binding. Gene Ontology annotation, biological process: microtubule-based movement; mitotic spindle assembly. The transcript has 32 exons. Gene Ontology annotation, cellular component: spindle microtubule; nucleus.
CGCUGUUUGAAUUUGAAAAGGAGAUUAUCACGGGGCUGCUCGCAGGACAGGCUGGCCAGGAGACGUUCGCAGAAUGGAAUCUAAUUUGAAUCAAGAUGGAGUGCCUAGACCAUCUUAUGUUUUUAGUGCUGACCCAAUUGAAAGACCUUCAGAAAUAAAUUUUGAUGGCAUUAAGCUUGAUCUCUCCCAUGAAUUUUCCUUAGUUGCUUCAAGUACUGAGACAAACGGUUUGGAAUCCAAAGAUUAUCUCCAGGUUUGCCUUCGAAUAAGACCAUUCACGCAAUCAGAAAAGGAACAUGAGUCUGAGGGCUGUAUAUAUAUUCUGGAUUCACAGACUGUUCUGUUGAAAGAUCCCCAGAGUAUCCUUGGUCGAUUAAGUGAGAAAAGCUCUGGGCAGACGGCACAGAAAUUCAGUUUUUCCAAGGUUUAUGGCCCAGAAACUACACAGAAGGAAUUUUUUCAGGGUUGUAUUAUGCAGCCAGUAAAAGACCUCUUGAAGGGACAAAGUCGGCUGAUUUUUACUUAUGGGUUAACUAAUUCAGGAAAAACAUACACAUUUCAAGGCACAGAAGAAAAUAUUGGUAUUCUGCCUCGAACUUUGAAUGUAUUGUUUGAUGGUCUUCAGGAAAGACUAUAUACAAAGAUGAAUCUUAAACCACAUAGAUCCAGAGAAUACUUACGGUUAUCACCAGACCAAGAGAAAGAAGAAAUUGCUAGCAAAAGUACACUGCUUCGGCAAAUUAAAGAGGUUGCUAUGCAUAAUGACAGUUAUGAUACUCAUUAUGGAAGUUUAAUAAACUCAGUGAUCAUUCCAGAGUUUGAAGAAUCCAUGAAAGAUUGUGAACAAGCUAGCUUAAAUAUGGAUAAUAAUAUAAAAUAUUCUGUGUGGGUUUCUUUCUUUGAGAUUUAUAAUGAAUGUAUUUAUGACUUGUUUGUUCCUGUAUUACCCAAGUUCCAAAAGAGAAAAAUGCUGCGCCUCUCCCAAGAUGUAAAGGGUUAUUCUUUCAUAAAAGAUCUACAGUGGAUUCAAGUAUCUGAUUCCAAAGAAGCAUAUAGACUUUUAAAACUAGGAAUAAAGCAUCAGAGUGUUGCCUUCACAAAACUGAACAAUGUUUCCAGUAGAAGUCACAGCAUAUUCACCAUUAGAAUAUUACAGAUUGAAAAUUCUGAAAUGCCUCGUGUAGUGCGAGUCAGUGAAUUGUCUUUAUGCGAUCUUGCUGGUUCAGAACGAAGCAUGAAGACACAGAAUGAAGGUGAAAGGUUAAGAGAGACUGGAAACAUUAACACCUCUUUAUUGACUCUUGGAAAGUGUAUUAAUGUUUUGAAGAACAGUGAAAAGUCAAAGUUUCAACAGCAUGUGCCUUUCCGGGAAAGUAAACUCACUCACUAUUUUCAAAGCUUUUUUAAUGGUAAAGGGAAAAUAUGUAUGAUUGUCAACAUCAGCCAGUGUUGUUUUGCCUAUGAUGAAACACUCAAUGUAUUGAAGUUCUCAGCCAUUGCACAAAAAGUUUUUGUUCCAGACAGUUUAAAUUUGUCUCAAGAGAAAUCAUUUGGACCUGUCAAAUCUUCUCAAGACAUAUUGCUAGACGUUAAUAAUUCAGAUAAUAAAAUAUUAAAUGUAAAAAGAAACACCAUUUCAUGGGAAGGUAGUCUAGAAGAUCUGGUGGAAGAUGAAGAUGUGACUGAGGAUUUAGAAAAAGCUGAAGAAAACCAAAAUGUGGAAACUGAACUUAAUGAAGAAGAUCUAGAUAAGACAUUAGAGGACAAUAAGGCUCUCAUUGGCCAAGAGGAGAACAGAAAACUAUUGGAAAUAAUAGAAGACCUGAAAAACAAACUGAUAAAUGAAAAAAAAGAAAAGUUAGUAUUGGAAUUUAAAAUUCGAGAAGAAGUUACACAGGAGUUUACGCUGUAUUUGGCUCAACGGGAGGCUGACUUUAAGGAAACUCUCCUUCAGGAACGAGAGAGAUUGGAAGAAAAUGCUGAAUGUCGUUUGGCUAUCUUCAAGGAUUUGGUUGGUAAAUGUGACAUUCAAGAUCCAACGAAUGAAGAUUGUGUCAUGAAAGUUGAAACUGAAGGAACACAUAAUUGUGUAGGAAUUGAAGACUUUAUUGAUUCUCUUCAAGACGAUGUCAGUGAUAUUAAGAAACAGGCUGAAAUUGCUCACUUAUUUAUUGCAUCUCUUGCUGACCCCCAGGAAGCUAUUGUUUGUUUAGAACUAAAGUUUAAUCAAGUUAAAGCUGAAUUAGCUAAGACCAAAGAGGAAUUAAUCAAAACCCAAGAAGAAUUAAAAAAGAGAGAGAAUGAAUCAGAAAUUAACUUAAAUUCAUUGGUUCAAGAACUUGAGCAAUCUAAUAAGGACAAGACUAACAUGUCUUUAAAAAUAAACAAUAAAAUGACUUGUAAUGAAACAGUUGAAGUACUUAAGGGCAACAAAAUUAAAACCUCUUCAGGAAGAAAAAGAUUAAGUGAAAAUGAACUUCUUCAACAGGAAGAACCACCAGCAAAGAAAGGACCUGUACAUCUUAGCUCUACUGUCUCUGAAAACCAAAAGAAAAGUGAAGAAAUGCAACAAAGCAUUUCAGAAGAGGAAGACAACAUUUUACAAGAAAAUAAUGAAGAGCUGAAAACACAUUUAGUCAUUGUCAAAAAUGAACUUAGGAAGGAAAAGGAAAAAAAAGCAGAAUUAAAUAAACAGGUUGUUAGUUUGCAACAGGAAAUUUCGUCUUCUGAAAAAAAGAUUUUUACUUUAAGUGCAGAGGUCCAACAAAUUCAAUCAAAUUAUGACAAUGUAAUUUCUGAAUUACAAGUGCAGAAAGGUAUAAAUCAAGAACAGGAAGAAAAGAUUAUGGAACUGUCAAAGGAGAUAGAAACUGCUAGAAGAAACAUAGUAAAUAGUGUUUCACAAAUAAAAUUAAUGCAAACAAAAAUAGAUGAACUACGUAUGUUUGAUUCAGCUUCUCAGAUCUCAAAUAUAGAUUCACUCAAUCUCAGAGAUCUGUCAAAUGGUUUUCAGGAGGAUAAUUUGUCAAAUACACAGUUAGCUCUUUUAGGUAAUGAUUAUUUGGUAAGUAAACAGGUUAAAGAGUCUUGUAUUCAAGAACUCAAUAGGGAAAGUUCUUUCCAUUGUAGUAUUGAAGCAAUUUGGGAAGAAUGUAAGGAGAUUGUGAAGACCUCCUCCAAAAAAAGUAAUCAGAUCCAGGAAUUGGAAGAACAAAUUGAAAAAUUACAAGCAGAAAUGGAAGGCUACAAGAAUGAAAAUGAUGAGCUAAAAAUCAAAGAGAUGGAGAAUAAGAAUCAAGGUGACCUACUAAAAGAAAAAGAGAAUCUAAUACAGCAGCUGAAAGAAGAAUUGCAAGAAAAAAAUAUUAGUCUUAAUGCUGAAGUACAGCAUGUAGUUGAAGGAAAGAGAGCACUUUCAGAACUUACACAAGAUGUUACUUGCUAUAAGGCAAAAAUAAAGGAACUUGAAACAAUCUUAGAGACCCAGAAAAACGAAUAUAAUCAUUUGGCCAAGUUAGAACAGGACGUUUUGGAAAAGGAGUCUGUCAUCUUCAAGCUGGAAAGUAGUCUGAAGGAAUUUCAAGCAAAUCUUCAGGAUUCUAUCAAAAAUACCAAGGAUUUAAGUAAAAGGGAAGUUAAAUUGAAAGAAGAAAUUACACAGUUAAAAAAUAAUUUGCAAGAUGUGAAGCAGUCACUUCAGUUAAAGGAAGAAGAAAAUGAAGCUAACAGAGCAGAAACAGAAAAAUUGAAAGAGGAGCUCUCUACAAGCUCUGCUCUUAUCCAGAAUCUGAAAGUAGAUAUUCAGAGGAAGGAAGAAGAGUAUGCUGAGCUGAAAGAGAAACUGACUGAUGCCAAAAAGCAGAUUGAGCAAGUACAGAAAGAGGUAUCUGUAAUGAGGGAUGAGGAUAAAUUACUAAGGAUUAAAAUUAAUGAACUGGAGAAAAAGAAAAACCAGUGUUCUCAAGAAAUAGAUAUGAAACAGCGAACAAUUCAGCAACUCAAGGAGCAGUUAAGAAAUCAGAAAAUGGAAGAAGCUAUACAACAGUAUGAGAAAGUGUGCAAAGAUCUGAGUGUUAAAGAGAAAAUAAUUGAAGACAUGCGAAUGACUCUGGAAGAACAAGAACAAACUCAGGUAGAACAAGAUCAGGUGCUUGAGGCUAAACUAGAGGAAACUGAAAGGUUGGCCACAGAAUUGGAAAAAUUGAAGAAAAAAUGCAAAGAUCUGGAAACCAAAAGUAAUCAAAGCUCAAAUAAAGAAUUUGAAGAUAACACAGAUGUGCUUAGUAAAAAGCUCAGUAAGCUUCAAGAUGAGUUACAGGAAUCUGAACAGAAAUAUAAAGCUGAUAGAAAGAAAUGGUUGGAAGAAAAAAUGAUGCUUAUUACUCAAGCAAAAGAAGCUGAGAGCCUACGAAACAAAGAAAUGAAAAAAUAUGCUGAAGACAGGGAGUGCUGUUUAAAGCAACAAAGUGAAGUGGAAAGGCUUACAGCACAGCUAGCAGAGAAAGAUACUGACCUUCAAAAGUGGCGAGAAGAACGAGAUCAGCUUGUUGCAGCUUUAGAAAUACAGCUGAGAGCACUGGUCUCCAGUAAUACACAGAAAGAUAAUGAAAUUGAACAAUUAAAAAAGAAUAAGCAAACCUUGGAUAUCAAGCCCAAACAUAUUAGUUCAAUGGACCCUGACAGAGCUAAAACUGAAACUCAAUUAACAAAUUUUGAAAUUUCCAUGAAUGAAGUAGAGGAUGGAUCUGUAGUCCUUGAUUCUUGUGAAGUGUCAACAGAAAGUGAUCAAACUACUCGGUUUCCUAAACCUGAGUUAGAGAUUCAGUUUACACCCUUACAGCCAAACAAAAUGGCAGUGAAACACCCUGGUUGUAAUUCACCAGUGACACUUAAGAUUUCCAAGACCCGGAAGAGGAAGAGUAAUGAAAUGGUGGAGGACUUGGUGAAGAGUGAAAAUAAGAAGAAUACAGCACCCAGAACUAAUUUGAAGUUCCCUAUUUCAGAGCACAGAAAUUCUCCUGUCAAAAAGGAACAAAAGGUUUCUACAUGUCUGUCAUCCAAGAAAACAUAUUCUUUACGGAGUCAGACAUCCACAGUUAGUAUAAACUUGGACUCGAAGAAAAAAGAGGGAACACUGCAGAAAUUUGGAGACUUCUUACAUCAUUCUCCAACAAUUCUUCAAUCAAAAGCAAAGAAACUAAUUGAAACAAUAAGUUAUUCAAAACCCUCAAAUGUGGACGCAAGUAAAGAAAAUGCAUCUCAACCAAAACGAGCCAAACGGAAAUUAUACACCAAUGAAAUUUCUUCUCCUAUUGAUAUUUCUGGCCAAGUGAUUUUGAUGGACCAGAAAGUAAAGGAAAGUGAUCACCAGAUUCUCAAACGACGACUUCGAACAAAAACAGCCAAAUGAGUCACUUAUGGGGAAUGUUUUGACACAAAUUUUACAUUCAUAAUCAUUGUAAUUUACAUGCUGGCUUUUGAAAGAUGAUUGUAUACAUUAUGCACUAAAUCCCUCUGUAUAUACAUCACUGUUUUAUAUAUACAUUAUAUACUUUUAGUUCAAUAAAGAAAAUCAGUCUUGUCUAUUUUUCUGAGGCUU